AAAGAAUAGAAAAAGUAGAGUUAAAUUCAUAUAUUCACACAAAAAUUUCAAGCAUUAGGAUAAGAGAAGAGGCUUUCAUUCCCUCUCUCAGUUUCAGUUUGGGGCCUCACUCUCUUCUCCAUUCUCUCUUCUUCCAUACCCAAAAUGCGUUUCCUCUUUCUGGUUCUCCUUCUUCAUUUCCAUUUCCCUGAAACCCUCUCUGCUCCAAUAUCAGAGUACAGAGCGCUUCUCUCUCUCCGUUCAGCCAUUACCGACGCCACCCCCUCAGUUCUCUCUUCCUGGAAUGCCUCAACCCCAUACUGUUCCUGGCUCGGCGUUACCUGCGACGCUCGCCGCCACGUAACCGGUCUCAACCUCACUGGACUCCACCUCUCCGGCACGCUUACCGACGACGUUGCUCAUCUCCCAUUCCUGUCCAACCUCUCCCUCGCCGACAACAAAUUCUCCGGCCCUAUCCCUCCGUCGCUUUCUUCCCUCUCCGCCCUCCGCUUCCUCAACCUCUCCAACAAUGUCUUCAACGGAACCUUCCCUUCCCAGCUUUCCCGCCUCAACAACCUCGAGCUCCUCGACCUCUACAACAACAACAUGACCGGAGCACUCCCUCUCGCCGUCGCGGAGAUGCCCAAUCUUCGCCAUUUGCACCUUGGAGGAAACUUCUUCUCCGGCCAGAUCCCGCCGGAGUAUGGACGGUUGCGGCGGCUCCAGUACCUGGCCCUCUCCGGCAACGAGCUCGACGGAACCAUUCCGCCGGAGAUCGGGAACUUAACCAGCCUACGGGAACUCUACAUCGGAUACUACAACACGUACACCGGCGGCAUUCCGCCGGAGAUCGGGAACUUGUCGGCGUUGGUGAGGCUGGACGCCGCGUACUGCGGGUUAUCCGGUGAGAUUCCGGCAGAGGUGGGGAAGCUUCAGAAAUUGGAUACUUUGUUUCUUCAGGUGAAUGCGCUCACGGGGUCACUGAAGCCGGAGCUGGGGAACCUGAAGAGCCUGAAGUCGAUGGAUUUGUCUAACAAUAUGCUCUCGGGUGAGAUUCCGGCGAGCUUCGGCGAGCUGAAGAACAUGACGCUUUUAAACCUGUUCAGAAACAAGCUUCACGGAGCUAUUCCUGACUUUCUAGGGGAUCUUCCGGCGUUGGAAGUGGUGCAACUGUGGGAGAACAACUUCACUGGGAACAUUCCCGAGGGUUUGGGAAAGAACGGGAAGCUCACUUUCGUCGAUGUUUCUUCGAACAAAUUGACUGGGACACUCCCACCUUACUUGUGUACUGGGAACCAUCUUGAGACUCUGAUAACUUUGGGGAAUUUUCUGUUCGGUCCAAUCCCUGAAUCGCUUGGGAACUGUCAAUCCUUGAACCGGAUUCGAAUGGGUGAUAACUUCCUCAAUGGGUCUAUUCCUAAGGGUCUUUUUGGACUUCCAAAACUCACUCAGGUUGAGCUUCAGGACAAUUAUCUCUCAGGAGAGUUUCCUGAGGCUGAUUCUGUUUCUGUUAAUCUUGGUCAGAUUACUCUCUCCAACAACAAUCUCUCUGGGCCUUUGCCUCCUUCCAUUGGAAAAUUCUCGAGCAUGCAGAAGCUUCUUCUUGAUGGAAACAUGUUCUCUGGUCAUAUUCCUCCUCAGAUUGGGAGCUUGCAACAGCUCUCAAAGAUUGAUUUUAGCCACAACAAGUUCUCGGGUCCCAUUGCGCCUGAGAUCAGUAAGUGCAAGCUCUUAACUUUCGUUGAUCUUAGCCGCAAUGAGCUUGCUGGGGAUAUCCCAAAUGAGAUAACUGGUAUGAGGAUACUGAAUUACUUGAAUCUUUCGAGGAAUCAUCUUGUGGGUAGCAUUCCUGCCUCCAUAGCCUCAAUGCAGAGUUUAACUUCUGUUGAUUUUUCGUAUAACAAUCUGUCUGGUUUGGUUCCGGGUACCGGUCAAUUCAGCUACUUCAACUACACGUCGUUCUUGGGAAACCCUGACCUGUGUGGCCCUUAUUUGGGUGCUUGCAAGGAUGGGGUUGCCAAUGGCUCACACCAAUCUCAUGUUAAAGGGCUCUCUUCUUCUUUGAAGCUGUUACUUGUUAUUGGGCUGCUUGCAUGCUCCAUAGCAUUUGCUGUUGCGGCAAUUUUCAAGGCUCGGUCACUGAAGAAGGCCAGUGAGGCUCGUGCAUGGAAAUUGACCGCGUUCCAGCGUUUGGAGUUUACUGUUGAUGAUGUUUUGGAUUGCUUGAAGGAGGAUAACAUAAUAGGGAAAGGAGGUGCUGGCAUUGUGUACAAAGGGACUAUGCCUAAUGGGGAUCAGGUUGCUGUGAAAAGACUUCCGGCUAUGAGUAGAGGCUCUUCCCAUGAUCAUGGAUUCAAUGCGGAAAUUCAGACUUUGGGGAGAAUCCGACAUAGGCACAUUGUUAGAUUGUUGGGGUUCUGUUCAAAUCACGAGACAAAUCUUUUGGUCUACGAGUACAUGCCCAAUGGAAGUUUAGGUGAGGUUCUUCAUGGAAAGAAAGGUGGUCAUUUGCUUUGGGACACGAGGUAUAAGAUUGCUGUGGAGGCUGCCAAGGGGCUUUGCUAUCUUCACCAUGAUUGUUCUCCACUUAUUGUUCAUCGAGAUGUCAAGUCCAACAACAUCCUUCUUGAUUCUAAUCACGAAGCCCAUGUUGCUGAUUUUGGGCUUGCCAAGUUCCUGCAAGAUUCCGGAACAUCUGAAUGCAUGUCUGCUAUUGCUGGUUCCUAUGGAUACAUAGCUCCAGAGUAUGCCUACACGUUGAAAGUUGAUGAGAAAAGCGACGUGUACAGCUUUGGUGUGGUUCUUUUAGAGCUUAUAACAGGCAGAAAACCAGUUGGAGAAUUUGGGGAUGGUGUGGACAUUGUGCAAUGGGUCAGGAAAAUGACAGACUCUAACAAGGAAGGAGUUCUAAAAGUUCUUGAUCCUAGACUUCCCUCACUUCCCCUUCAUGAGGUGAUGCAUGUUUUCUAUGUGGCCAUGCUGUGUGUUGAAGAACAGGCAGUAGAGAGACCAACUAUGCGUGAGGUUGUUCAAAUACUGACAGAACUUCCAAAGCCACCUGGUUCUAAACAGGGGGACCUAACAAUUACUGAAUCCUCUUUGUCAUCAUCAAACGCUUUAGAAUCUCCAACCUCAGCCUCUAAAGAUCAUCACAACACACCCCAAUCCCCACCACCCGAUCUUCUUAGCAUUUGAAGUGCUCUGUUGGGUGUGGAAUGGUUAAUCUUAUGCAGUUACUUCUUUUUUCCUGUCUCUCUUCUGGGGGCUGGGGUUUUUCUGACUUACGGUGUUAAUGUUUGAAUUCUUUUUAAUGGUUUUGUACAGUAGGAAUGGUGGGGGGGUUAUUUUCUUAUAAAGUCACUGUCUUCAUCAUGUGGUACUGCUUUUAAUUUUUAUGUUACUGGCUGUUGUUGUUCUGAGCCUACACUGAGGAGGGGUCAAGGGGAGCAAUGUAAACAUCAUGGGUUGUAUUAUUUGUUGAGGGGAUCAAUGACAGGUAGAGUGAAAGGGACACACAAUGACACAAACGGGUUGGGUAUGAAACAGCGGGUAUAUUGUAUGGUUUAUAACAUUAUUGAUGAAUCCUGAGUGGAUUGGCGCAGAAUUAGCCUGAGCUGAGUCUUAUCACUCGGGCUUGGAUUAGCUUAUUCCAAGAUGUUAACUUAUUUCGAGAAAAUUUCUGAGUGAAUCGGGCAUGCCGCGAGGCUUUUACAG
Abrus precatorius (Indian licorice) is the source of this 3693-nucleotide messenger RNA. RefSeq names its product leucine-rich repeat receptor-like serine/threonine-protein kinase BAM1. Bases 145 to 3174 code for a protein of 1009 amino acids. Gene Ontology annotation, biological process: protein phosphorylation; hormone-mediated signaling pathway. Gene Ontology annotation, cellular component: plasma membrane. Gene Ontology annotation, molecular function: ATP binding; protein kinase activity; protein binding. The record is from RefSeq and is a predicted model, not a curated record. NCBI's taxonomy places the organism in Eukaryota, Viridiplantae, Streptophyta, Magnoliopsida, Fabales, Fabaceae. The transcript has 2 exons.